UGCGGGGCGGGCACGUGCCGCACAGCUGGGGCUUCCUGCGGCCGGGGCCGCGCCGGGGCCCGACCGCGCCUCCGCCCCGGCUCCGGCACCGGCACCGGCUUCAGCUCCAGAACCGGCACCGGCUCCGGCUCGCCAUGGCGCACUCGGCGCCGCUCGGCCUCCUGGAGCAGGGCUGCCCCAUCCAGGUGGAGCACGAUCGCAAGCGGCGGCAGUUCACCGUGCGGCUCAACGGUUGCCACGACAAGGCCGUGCUGCUCUAUGAGUACGUGGGGAAGCGGAUCGUGGACUUGCAGCACACGGAAGUGCCGGAUGCCUACCGGGGGAGAGGAAUAGCCAAGCACCUGGCAAAGGCAGCCCUGGACUUCGUGGUGGAGGAGGACCUGAAGGCCCACCUGACGUGCUGGUACAUUCAGAAAUACGUCAAGGAGAACCCGCUGCCACAGUACCUGGAACACUUGCAGCCUUAAGGCAGGACUGCUCCCACACCAGCACAGCUGUCCCUGACUGUUCAACGCGGCCUUCGCUUCUCUGCAGUCUCAGGAAACCCUUUCCCACACUCACAAUUCCCGUUUUUUUUAAGCGUGUCCACGCGGCGCGUGAGUGUGGGCACGACCUCCUCCUCUCUGCCCACGUGUGAGCAUGGCUACAGCCCCUGGGCCAGGCUGGCUCUGGGCACACGUGGUGCCCCCCAGUGCUUUUCCCAAGCCAGGGGAUAGAAGAGGGUGAUAUUCCCACCAAACUCCAUUGGAAGGCCAGGGGAUGACUUGUUCUGCACCUCAUCCUCUCCCCUCUGCUUGGCAACAUCUCUGAACUUGCUGGAGGAUGUUGGUUAGGUGUGGUCAUGGGGUACCAGCCCCCCUUUCCUGCUGGCAGCUGGGGAGAUGCUGUGGAUUAAGCUUUGUGGGACAGAGGGAAGCGCUGGAGGUGCCCCAGCCCUGUGUCAGGUCCAUCCUCUGUUGGGCACCAAGCUGUGUCCAAGCCCACAUGCAAUCAUACAAGAACAUGUGGACCACGGUGGCACCUUGGGGGCUUUGCUGCACUGGUUGUGGAGACACUGGGAUGGACAGCUUGGAGCCUAGAGACAAGACCUGUGUGAAGAGUGGACUUGGACUGCAGAGGCUGUGGCAGAGUCUGUGUAGAGGAAGAAAUGUGGCUGAGUUGCAGAUGCUGCUCCUUGGAGAUGCCAGUUUCUGUAUAGAACCCUAAAGUGGCAUCCCCACAGGGUCAUGGACUGUUAUUCCUGUCUCCCUGCCCUUGGUGUGGGCACAGCCUGCUCAGGAGAAGAGCCCAGCCCCACAUCCAGCCCUGGCCUAGGCGAUGAGAGACAUCCAAGGGCACCAGGGUGGUUUCCUGCAGCUGAAGAGUAAGGCUCCCCUCAUUCCCCCCAUCUGCUCCAUCUCUGCAUCCCUGUCAGUGCUCCAGAUCAGCCUCAUCGUGACAUCCUGAGAGCAGCAGUGAGGCCUCCAGGACUGCUCCUGGCCCAUCUCCAGGGUUCAGUGCUAGAGGCGCCUGCGUCCAUGUGGAUUCUGAUGGUUUCUCCUUACAGCCUUUGGAAAGAAGCCCUGGCUCAUGGCAUUACCUGUCUGCUCAGUGGCCUCCUCACAGCUCCAAGCUCAAGGCACUGGUGGCAUCGUGGGGACCUUGGCCAGCAACAGGAACACCCUCAUUUUGUGAGGAGCACCCUCUUACCUCCGUGGAUGACAAUUCUGUAGCACAACCCAGCAUUGCCACACUCAGAUGUAGAGGUAACACCCUGAUGGCAGGGCACUGCCAGGUUCCAGCUUGCUGCCUGUCCUGCCUUGCCUGGGUUUUCUAGGGCCUGAGCUACACCUCAGAGCAUCUCACACUGAGCUCUCAGGAUUUUGGAGUGUCCCAGGGCAGGGCUGUGGUGAGGGAAAUGUUUUUCAACACACCCAGCCCUGAACAGCACCUGGGGGCUGCAGCCAGGCAGGAGAUGGAAAGUCUCUCACCUGGAGACCAAAUCCAGACCUUGCUUAGCUCAGCGGGGACUAAAGUUUACAAUCUGUGCCACGGAGUGACUGAAACCCCAGGUGAGAGACAGCUCAGCCCUUUCCCAGAGCCCAGCACAAAAUCCAUGGCAGCAGAGGCAAAAACUACAAUCUUCUCUCCUGGUUGGAGUGGCCAGAGAUGGAGACCCUGUGCCAGGAUUUCAGUCUGAGCUGUCCCUGGCCACCAGCUCGAGGUGAACCCUUGCUGCCUGCCUGUGCUUUUGGGCUGCCCAUCACCAGCAUAGUGCAGCCCUCUCAGGCUUCCUAACCUCCCAAACUCCAUCCCUGCCCUGCACACUGCAGGCUGUGAGACUCCUACCCAUGCCCACCACCUGUGCCAGGGGGCAGAGCCACCUCUGCCUUGUGCUGCUCAGGAAAGGCCUCGAGCUCAGCCCUGCCUCUGCUUCAUUUCUGCUCUCCUGCUGCUUAUUUCACCCAGGCUGUGACCUUUAGGGUGGCUUUGAGGGACUGGGAAAGGGUGGCAGGUAACAAACUAAAGGGACUCAAGAAGAAAGUUGGGCUGCUAAAUGUUCCUUCUUUAACAUGCAAAACACACUUCAACAGAUAGUUACAGGAGCAAGGCUGGCUCUGGUACUGCUGUGAUGACUGAACCAUCCCUUCUCUUGAUUCCAAGGUGAAGCUGAACUGUUUUCUCCCCUGGAAGCCAAGAUAACACACUUGUGUCUUUGCCACAGCGGGGCUGGGUGCUCAGGAGCGAUGUUUGAGCCCAGUGCUGUGAGCCUCUGUUCUGGUUUUGUGCUCAUUUCCACUGUGUGUAGUCUCCAGCAGCUCCCUGUUGUGUCAGCUCACUGGAGGGUGUGCUGUGCUGUCUGGGCAGUGUCCCAGUGUCCCAGCCUGGCUCUGGAGCCCCUCGUGCUGCUCUGGCAGGAACCUCGUGCUUCCCGGCGCUGGAUCACCCGCAGCGAUCGCUGCCUUAAAUCAGGCACAGCACACGGUUUUGCUGCUGCUUCCCUUCGAGGUGCUACAACCCCCCCAGCGUCUGACCUGACAGAGACGUGUGCCAGUGUCUGUGCCAACCAUUUCUCUGCUGUGUCCAUGCUCUGUCCCAGCCUUCCCUCCUCCUCAAUGCCAGUGAAUAGCAAUACCUGCAGGUCACCAGCGUUGCUGCAGUCCACGGUGCUCCUGUGACCCUGCAUGGCCGGGUGGGACCCGGCUCGGGGUCCCUCGGUGCUGGGUAGCCCUUCCCUGCCUCCCCACCAGCUGCCUUUUCCCAGCUGGUCUCUGCAGAAAGGAGCUUUGAGACCUGUGCUGCCCCUUGGUGCUGAUUAAGCCUGGAGGAGUUUGGGAUCUUGGACUUUUCCCCGGGCAACAGGAGUGUGGAAGUGGUUUGGUUGAAUACUGAGCUCCCCAAACCCAUUUGAACUGCAGACUUUUGGUGGGUGGGUGAAUGCAGGUGGCUGUCAAACCUGCUUCCACAGCCCCCAACUUGAAACACCCCUCCCUUAUCUGCUCUCCAGCAUUGUCUUCCUCUGUCCAAGGUUUCCGUUCUGUUGGAUUCGGUGGUUACGAUGUGCCUUUCCUUCUCAGGACCUGUUACAAACAACCUUUCUGCUCUUGUUUAUGUUUAACAUUUAUCUUGAUCCCUCCCUCUGUCAUACUAUAAAACAUGAACAUAAUGCAUGGAAUACAAUACAAUAAAAGUGUGGCUUAACUGA
This is a messenger RNA of Poecile atricapillus (Black-capped chickadee), 3685 nucleotides long. RefSeq names its product N-acetyltransferase domain containing 1 (gene NATD1). The coding region runs from base 135 to 467 and encodes 110 amino acids. The record is from RefSeq and is a predicted model, not a curated record. The transcript has 3 exons. Lineage: Eukaryota; Metazoa; Chordata; Aves; Passeriformes; Paridae.